AUGGAGCCAGUCGUGUUUGACCAGUCGCCGCUCGCCGAGUACCUUCGUGACGAAGGCGAAGCCGAGCAGGCGGGAUGGGCGCACGACGAUCCAACCUAUGAUGUGUCGCCUCCCUCGAGCCCCGAAUUCGCGCCGACAGGUCGGCCGAUGAUCAGGUCUAGAUUCCGCAACAACCCCCUCCGAGUCGACAUACCCACGAAGGCGGCCUCCAACAAGUCGUACCGGCGAAGCUAUUCUACCGCGGUAGCGUCCAGGAUUGACCGAGCCGACAACUCCAAGUUCCUCGAGCAAUUUCGCUAUACUAUUAUCGCAUCCCAGCUGUUGAGUGGGCACUCCAUAUUAUCCCAGCACCAUGCAUCAUCCCGACCCGCCCAAGCUGCCAUUGACGGCAAUCCGGCCGACAAGCUGCUCGACUCGACCGGCGCCGCUGUCGUCGUCUUAGGGGCAUUGGCUCUGGCCGUCUCGAUCAACUGGCUUGCGGGAACAGGUUCAUUGAACAAGAGACGCGCCGUUGUUAUUUUGCUAGCAGUCGUGGUCGCUGCAGGGAUUGCCCAUGUGUUCAUGCGAAGGCAAUGGCUAAGGUACAGACGGCUGCAGGCCCUCUCAGAGGUCACUGCGUUUGUUUCAAACUCUCAGGAAUUCGACAGCGCGACUGGCGCAGCAAUUGCUCUGGUGCAGGAGGUGGAACUUGUUUCAAGAGGCUACCGUCUGAGUGCGCCUCUUCCGCCCAUCAGCCGUAUCGAGGAUCGCUCACAGACACGCAAGUGCGUGCGCCUGCGCAAGGCUCUCAGAGCCUGCUUUGCAGAUGUCAUUCCCGCAUACGAUCAAACCGUCUCGAUAGUGAAGGCAUUCUCGGAACAACUUGACCUGGAGAAAUACUACGAUAUCUACGAUAUCAGCGACUUCGACAUGUCUGAUGCCAAGCAGGGCUUCCAGGAGAAUGAGUUCGAGGACAACGAAUCGUUGCGAACGCUCAAGAUACUUGCCGCACGGUUCCACACCAUUCGCAAGAUGUUUUUAUGUGCGCUGCUAGCCCUGGAUGCAAGUGGUGACAGCAGCGACCUUUUGAAAUGGACAACAACGGUAGAGGCCGUUCGCACUUUAAACACGGCGACUCAAAAAGCGUUUGAGAGGUUGAAGAAACUCUUAAGCGACGAGGAGUCUUUCCCGCCGCCACCAACUCCGAAGAUGCCCCUGACGCCUGGUAGAGAGAGAUGGAGAUCGCAAUUGCGGAAACUCAACUCCUUAUCCAGCGGUAUCCGCGGCUUGCAAGCCAAGUUGACGUUGCUGAGAGAAGAGUCUGACCGAAGCCUUAACGAGUCCGACGAUAUAUCCGAACUUGGCUCGAGCCUGAUGUUGCAAUACGAAUCUAUCGGAGCAGACCUGAAAAUUCUGAUGCAAGCUUGGGAAGAAGGUAAAGCAGCGCUCGCCUUGGGUAUCGACCGGAACGAGAAAAGGCUGUCUUCCAUGAGCACACUGCUUUCCCCAACUAGUUCACUCAGCGGUCUCACUACAGUCGACGAGGGGGGAGCUGCCGAAGCACUCAAGGCGCUGAACGGAGAGUCCCCCUCCAGCUUCGAUUUCAGUAGCACAGGGGAACCCGACACAGAAGAGAUAUUCGAGGCUGUCGCUCAACCUAGGCCUCGCAGCCUAUUGACGAGAGACGAGCGCAUAAUCAAGAUGAGAGAAGAGCGGGAAAAGCGAGAAAUCGCCAAAGAAAAGGCCGACGCCAACAGAGGCAUGAUGAAGGAGCUCGAGAUGGUCAUCAACCUCCGACCCCGCCCGCGGACUGGGACGAAUCCGUCACGCAUCGUUUCGAUGUGA
This is a messenger RNA of Colletotrichum higginsianum IMI 349063, 1824 nucleotides long. RefSeq names its product Proliferating cell nuclear antigen. The record is from RefSeq and is a predicted model, not a curated record. Gene Ontology annotation, cellular component: plasma membrane. Gene Ontology annotation, biological process: cell-cell adhesion. The coding region runs from base 1 to 1824 and encodes 607 amino acids. The transcript is spliced from 5 exons. Lineage: Eukaryota; Fungi; Ascomycota; Sordariomycetes; Glomerellales; Glomerellaceae. Gene Ontology annotation, molecular function: myosin binding.